AUGCCGCCAUUCCCAGCCAAAUCACUCAAUGCUACCACGCCGACAUUUCUAAAUCAGAUCCGCAGACAUCCAUUCGUUUUAUUCGGAUUACCUUUUGUGGGAUUAAUAGUAGCUUCAUCUUUUGCUUUGAGCGAAUUCACUCAGACGAGAUAUGAUUAUCAACAAACUAGAGUGCAAAGUGUUGGUAUGGAAGAAGGGUUGGGGAUGAGAGAGGAUAGGAGAAAAGUAGAUCUGAAAGAGGAGUACUAUCGAUUGAACGCUCCAGAAUCUAAAUUAUCCUCUUUAUCGCAUCAACCAGAAGACUCAUCCUUGAAUGCAGACUUGACAAAUCCCACUUCAUCGUCCUCUUUGACGUCAACAUCAAACCCAACGAAACGUACUCGUAAAUCCAAAUUCAGUAUGACUCCUGUCCCAAGAGAUGAAUAUGAACCGGUACGUGUACCUCGUCCAGAAGGAGUUCCGGAGUGGGGAGCAGUAAAAGCUGGGGAAGAAGCUCCGUUAAAAGGUCAACGAAAGGAAGAUCGUUGGGUGUGA
Messenger RNA from Kwoniella shivajii, 534 nucleotides. RefSeq lists its product as uncharacterized. The transcript has 2 exons. Bases 1 to 534 code for a protein of 177 amino acids. Gene Ontology annotation, cellular component: mitochondrial inner membrane. The record is from RefSeq and is a predicted model, not a curated record. Gene Ontology annotation, biological process: mitochondrial respiratory chain complex IV assembly. NCBI's taxonomy places the organism in Eukaryota, Fungi, Basidiomycota, Tremellomycetes, Tremellales, Cryptococcaceae.